AGCAGCAACACCUCUCCUUAAAGAGUGUUUGACUCCUUUGUGUGUGUGUGAUUACGUCUCAUAGCGCUCCUUCACAUGUUUACUCGUAUUUGACGUUCUACGUGCAGACUCCAUCCAAUUUCAACACACGGAGAUAGAAAGGGACUUUACAGGUUUCAAUCUUCGCCAUCUGUCUCAUCCCGUCUUGUAGUUCGAGAUGUCGCGAAACGGUGAGGUAGAGAGGCUGAUCGUCUUUGCGAGGGACUUUGCUGAGUUGUACAUGCGAUUUUCGAAGCACUUCAUCAGUUUUGACGCCAUCUCCAUUGAAAGCUUCGCGGAGGUCUUCGACGCCAGCAAGGUCGAGUACCUUCACUACGGUGGCGGCACCGCCUUAGACCGUCCCUUUUUUCCGGCCAUCACAGAUGACCUCCUCCAGCUCAGCGCUGCCUACCUCGCGAUUCCCGCCGAGGUGGCGCCACGCAUUGUCCGCACAUUCGGUCUUUUGUUGUCGCUUUUUGUGUACGCCACGCAGCCGGCGCGGCAGCGAGACACGAGAGAGGGAGCGGCGGAGGAAGAAGUGACAGUUGAGACGCCGUUGGGAGCAGCUUCAGCAAUGUACACUGCAGGUACGUCAUCUUCCACUCGGCCGAGUAGCACCGGUACGGCACUGACGGAGAACGGAAACGCUGAAGCUGCAGCGCCGCCGCUCUCGUCCCUGUCCCCCCGCCUGCCGAUGCGGUCCGUCCCUAUCAGUGUCAGCUGCAUGCGUCACCUGCUCUCGUGCAUGUCUACUGCUCACGCCGCCGCUAUCCCCACCUCAACCUUAUCACAAAAUCCUCGCGAUUUUCAUCGAAGCGGCAGUAGCAGCAACAACUACAACUCCAGGGGCGCAGAGCCGCUUGCUCAGCCUGCACGGUCGUCCUCCGUUUCCUCGCCAGCCCCCGUGGCGCAGCUCUCGUACACCGAGGCGCGAGCGCUGUUGAUGCUGCACCGUGCAGGGGGAUGGCACGUGGAGCCCUACGUUCACAACGGCCUCCACAUCGACGCCCUCAUGACGGCGCAUGCGGCGCGUGGUGUUCCGCUGGUGACACGGGUGACACCGCUGCCGCCGCCGACGUUCGCGGCCAUGCUGACGGCGCGGUCCAUCAUGCAUGCAUCUGUGUCUCCUGCCGCACUGGGGGGCGCGGACAGUCUCUUUCGCGAUCCCGAGUUUGUUCGAAUGCGGCAGGAGUACGAGAAGGAGCGGCAGCAGCUUUUCCAGUAA
Messenger RNA from Leptomonas pyrrhocoris, 1243 nucleotides. RefSeq lists its product as hypothetical. The transcript has a single exon. Lineage: Eukaryota; Euglenozoa; Kinetoplastea; Trypanosomatida; Trypanosomatidae. Bases 197 to 1243 code for a protein of 348 amino acids. The record is from RefSeq and is a predicted model, not a curated record.